GCCGCAGAGUGCUUGCUCUCUCUUCCGUUGAGGUCCAAGGGAACCGUCGCAACCGAUUGGAUUCCACUUUCACGACGACGCAUCAUCCACUCGGCACAACCAGACCACCACGCACGCCGCGCAAUCAUUACGUUGACGGAUUGCGAGAAGCGACGACAACGACGACGACUACACUACAACAACGACAACGACAACGACGGCCAGGCAGGCAGGCAGGCAGGCAGGCAGGCAGGCAGGCAGCCGAAUAAACAUUUCGCUUAAUCACAGCGCCGCCCCAACAAAAGUUCCCAAAUCAAGAGCUGGCUGUGCCUCGUCCCCGCAACCGCUUCCCGAACUUACCGGUCCUCUGUGAUUACACUACACUGCCUCCAGGUAGCAAUCUUGAACCAUCACGGCCAUCCAUUGUUCCUUCGCUCGACAACGCUCUCAACCCCGGUGUGCCAAUACAGAUCUGCUUCCAUUGGGAACUGGAAUGCAAAAGAUAGCCGCCACAUGACAAUGGGUUGCUAGCAUAUCCAUCACUUAGCUCAUACCAAUCGUCCACGCGCCCACCCACUCACUCGCUGUCGGCAAACUUGACCAACCACGGACAACACAGGAUAAACACAAUGGCCCAACCGUCGUCCCUGAACACCAACAACCCGUUUCGGCGGAAACAAGCCGGCGCAUUGACGACCUCGAAUCCUCCCAUUUCGCUAGCCUCCGACGCUUUCGCCGAUGCCUUCGACCCUCUUCCUACAUCGCCUUCGUCUUCGCUCGACCCUAUACGACCGCCGCCACUCCCGUCUAGCCACGACUUCCGCAACUCUCUCCAGUCUCUCGGCCAGUCCAACGAACCACCGCCAAAGACAAGCUUCCAGAAACCAAAAGUCGUGAAAAGGGUCCGCGUACAGUCACCACCGCCAUCUCCCGAGUCGGAGGAAGAACCCGAUACAAAUCCGCCAGUGGAAGAAGAUACGGCCGAAAGUAGCUCAAGUGAUGACGAAGAUGAAGGCGCGGAUCCGUUUGCCCAGGCUGACGAAGUCCCCCCGCCGACGCUAUCACGGCCUGAGUUACCAGGCUCCAUCCAGGUACCGCCAAACCCGUUUGGAAGGACAUUAAAGGACCUGGAACACCCAACGGAUGAGCCAACACACAAUCCCGGUACUGUACCAGGAGGCAAAGGUUCGCUAGAUGUUGAUUCUUUCAGACGACUCCUUCUUACAGGCCAAGCGGGAGGACCGGCGCAACCACCACGAACCGAUGGCGCGAGCAUAGCUGAUGCAUCGUCAACUUUGACUGCUCAAGACCCGCCCCGGACAUCCCACGAGACUUCGGAACAUGGAAGGGAGGAACCACAAUCACAGCGAACAUCAAUAAGCGGUCCCAUACGCCCAACCGCGCAGGCGCCAGCGACGUCGAGGAGCAAAGCACCGCCGCCGCCGCCGCCCAGCUCGAGGCAUGGGAAGCUGAUCAAGGUGGAGCCCAAGGGCGAGGAGAGAUCGGGGAUGCCCAGUACCCCGAGACCGUCAUCGUCAUCAUCUGCCCGCGCUUCUCGGGUUCUAGCCUCGCCGUUCUCGGAACAGCCUUCGGAUGUGAACACACCACUGCCACCACCGUCGGUAAAGUCUCCAGGCGAGGAAAACGUGGAAAGUUCAUUCGACCGUGAAGCCGCCGCUAAGCUCCCGGAUGUGGGCCAAGAGACAAACGCACCGACUCCCCAACCGCCGACUCCGCCCAAGCCAACAACGACCUCACCGCCUCCCUCACAAGCAUCGAAAAAACCACCCCCUCCGCCCAGGCGAUCGACUCACGGCCGUUCAGAAAGUAAGUUGUCUGUCUCGGGGUCUGUGACGGCACCUGUGCCAACACCACAGACGUCUCGCGCAGAUGAGGAACCUACGCGCACGUCUGUAGACUCGAUCCGCUCGAGGUCAUCGAGCCUAAAGGUUGCCAGCUCUACCACUCAAGUGAAUGCACCGGCGCCGCCUCCACCCAGAAGGUCGACACAUGGGUCCAGGCCUUCUACUUCUACGGCUGGAUUGGGAAUUGGGAUCACUUUGCCUGCGACCCCGUCUGCUGGGGGUGAGGGUACGGAGUUCCCUGGUCUGGCAACUCAACCAGUCUCUGGAUCAGCGCAGGGUAGCCGGCCCAGCACCCCCGCCAACUCCUCCUCCAACAACCCAGAAACUGCUAGCAUCAGUAGCCUUAGCCAGCCUGGACAUGGCAGGACCUUGAGUGGAAGCGGAAAACUGGCACCUCCGCCACCCCCGGCGAGGAAUAAGUCCGUCCGGUCAGGCGCCCCUUCAACACCGGGAACUGUACGCAGGGCCGAUAGCGGGAGGAGCAAAGAACCGAUUGGACUGGCAUCUCCGGCACCGAUUGCCUCGAGUCCGAAUCACGCCCCGCCGCCACCACCCAGACCGCGGCCGAGGGGGAGUAAUCGGCGAUCGGUCUCGGGAAGUGGGAGUGUUGAAAGCGGCAAUCCUGCGCCUACGACGGGAACCGUUGAGUCACCUGCGCCUGUUGAAUCAUCUGCUGCUCUAGCCUCAGGACCAGGCGGUGCGGGUGCGCGCUUUCUGGAAACAUCUUCAGCAUCAGGCGAGGAACCGAGAGGCCUUCCUGAUGGGGAGCUUGCAAGCGGGGACUUCGACGAGGAAGACGUGCUGAGAAGAGAGUCGGCAACUAAGGACAUCCUGGCCGAUUUGGAUGCGUUGCAGAGAGAGGUUGAUGCUUUGCGGGCCGCGCAGGAGCAAAGGGGGACUACUAGCACUAUGUGAAUAGCCUUGAGGAUACAGAUCAAGACCUUGUAAAGAAAAAAGAGAAGAAGAAGGAAGAGAAUACAGACAGACACACAGACAGACAGGAAUGGGAAAACGCAAAGAUGGUAUAUACUUGAACCGGAACGGACCGGAAACAGGACGGUCUUCAUACACACACUAAAGAGCGAGAGAGAAUCAGACGGGGAUAUAGCAAGGUACCUUCACUUCACAUAGGGGUUAAAGUGGAAAGAUAAUUUGUAUAGUACAUAGCGAGCAUUUGGAGUUUGGAAUGUAUUGUUGACUCUUUGUCGAUUUUGAGACAUAGCGGGAGUUGAACAUGUUCACGCCGUGACCUUGAAGCCCCUGGCUGUGUUGUGAUUGACAGCAUUUAUUCCUCGCCCACUUGGCAUGACCUACUUUUCUUUUGACUUGGGUUUACUU
Messenger RNA from Neurospora crassa OR74A, 3182 nucleotides. RefSeq lists its product as hypothetical. The record is from RefSeq and is a predicted model, not a curated record. Bases 609 to 2759 code for a protein of 716 amino acids. The transcript has a single exon. Lineage: Eukaryota; Fungi; Ascomycota; Sordariomycetes; Sordariales; Sordariaceae.